This is a messenger RNA of Rotaria sp. Silwood1, 534 nucleotides long. The record is from the annotation of a GenBank genome assembly. Lineage: Eukaryota; Metazoa; Rotifera; Eurotatoria; Philodinida; Philodinidae.
AUGGCUUCGGUUUGGAUGUAUUCGUUAUUAUUAUGCUUUUUGAUACUCAAUCACAAAGCAUUAGGGUUUAAUGUUGAACGUGCACUGUUUGACGAUUCGAGUGAUAGUUCGGAUGAUGAACAAGAAGAAUUGACUAAGCGAUCCUCAUCCUCAUAUGAUAUGAAUAACUUCAAUUCUGGUUAUACUAAAGAUAAUUUCAAUGUUUAUUUUAUGGGUAAAAAAAUUCAUGGAGCAAGUGCUAUGUCGUUUCAACCUUUAGCAUAUGGUUAUGCUAAAGACAACUGGAAUGUUUAUUAUAUGGGUCAGAAAAUGGAUGGAGCAAGUGCUAUGACGUUUCAACCUUUAGCAUAUGGUUAUGCUAAGGACAACUGGAAUGUUUAUUAUAUGGACAGAAAAAUUCCUGGUGCCAGUACAAUGUCAUUUCAGGUUCUUUCUCAUGGAUACGCUAAAGACAACUGGAGUGUUUAUUAUAUGGGUAGAAAAAUGGACGGUGUAUCACCUAAUUCAUUUAAUGUAAGUCCUUCUGGACGAUAA